CCAGGUCUCUCGCGUUGUAACUACUGACUCAGAGAGAAAAAUGCAGGUGACCUAACCUCUUCAGGCACAAAGAUAGAGCAGUAGUUAGCAUGAACUAAUUCUCUUCUAGCACUAAAAUGGUGCAGUUAGCAUUUGUAGUUAGUAGCUGACACUCCCAUUAUAUAUAUAUAUAGAGUGAGAGAGAGAGAGAAAACAGGUGGAGAAUAUCUUCAGCUACAGAGUCCAUUCCAAAAUGGCAGAGAAACAAUUCACUGUAAACUCAAACAGGAAGCAGGCUAGGCAACCACCUUCAGUCCCAUUUCUUUGGGAAGAAAGGCCAGGAAUACCUAAAAAGGACUGGAAGCCAGGUACUUCUUUGGUUAUUCGGCCUGCUCCAAACCCUCCCGUCAAACUUGUUGUCUCGGUUCCCUUCUUGUGGGAGGAAAAGCCAGGAACGCCGCUGCCCUCCUUUUCACAGUCACCACCGCAAGAAUCGGUGCCACCAGCAAGGCUCAGCAGCCCUCCAUUGCUGUUAGCUUAUGCUUGCCACUACAAUGACAAUGAUAGCAAUUAUUACAAUAAAAGUGGGAAUUAUGGAGGCAAGGGAGAUGAAGAAGGUUUUUUUGAAUCAGACAUCGAAACAUUCAGUUUUGAAACAGAAGGUUCGUGCAGCUCGGCUCCCUCUCUCCUAGCAAAUUGCCUUGUACCAUUAACAGCAAUUUCUACUGCUAUUCCAGUGGAGAAAAUAUCAGCAGAGGAAGAUAAGAGUGACCAGCUGGAAACCCCUUCCUCGCCAGCUUCUGAAACAGACAGUAGUACAAGCAGCUAUGUAAUUGGCACUUCGAGCCUUGUAGGGGCUUCCUUCUUGGAACACCUGUUUCCACUCUUUCCACCCAGUUCUGGCUUUCUAGAGAAGGUAGGAGUAAAGGAUUGCAAGACUUCAAUGGAACCAAAAAGUAAACACUGCGAUCUUGAAGGCAAUAGCAGUGUCGUGGUAAGGAGCACCCCUACGCUUGGAGAGCUUAUAAUGAUGAGCCAAAGGAGGAGUUACCAGAGAAAGGCUAUUCAAAUGAGAAAGCAGAAUCUAUCAAAGGAAUUGACAAAGAAAGGUGCUUUCGGAUGCUUCAUUUUCAAAUCUGGCAGCAAGAUGAUCGAAGCACUGUAUCGGAAGAGGAAGCGCUUGCCGAUAUUGAAACUGAUAUAGAAAACUUCUACCUACUUGUGGCCCAACAUUUCUGCAUUCAGUUCCUUCCCUUCAGUUUCUCUUCAAAAUCAUUAUAAUUCUCAUUUCUGGGAAUUGACAGUGCAAAAAAAUUUACUAAAUCUGCGAUGUAUUGAAUUUUCUCAACUCUAUGAAAUAUAACUCAAAGACAGCUGAACUCAUAUUUCUGAUAAA
Messenger RNA from Juglans regia (Persian walnut), 1375 nucleotides. RefSeq lists its product as uncharacterized. NCBI's taxonomy places the organism in Eukaryota, Viridiplantae, Streptophyta, Magnoliopsida, Fagales, Juglandaceae. Bases 233 to 1183 code for a protein of 316 amino acids. The transcript has 2 exons. The record is from RefSeq and is a predicted model, not a curated record.